CUGAUACCCCCUUCGCGCAUUCGGCUAGGUAUCGUCUCUUACAUCGCAUGUCUCGCCCUGCAUCCCUCGACUAGCCAACAAAUCACAACACCCCCCAAAAAGUAAAAGACGAUGCCCAGCUUGUUCUCCCGCCUCAAGCACAAGGACGGCGCCAAGUCCAAGAAAAAGGGCGCCGACCUGGACUCCUUCACCGAGCAGCUGCCCAAGGGACCCCAAUGGACCGACGCCUGGACUCGCACAAGCGUGGAACCCGAAGAGGUGGUUGAGCUGAUCAUCCUCUCUACCGAGGAGCUCAAGUCGCGAGCUCUCGAUAUCCCAUUUUUCCUGCUCCCCUUCCGACCGACCUCCGAUCCCAGCGCCGUUCGCACCUUUGUGCGACACUUUUUUGACAAACAAAAUGGCGGCCCAGCCAUCCGCGGAGAGGCACUCCAGCAGGAGCUGCGCAUGACCGAGCCCAUGGUUAUUUCGGGUGUGAUCAAGUGGUGCUGGAGUCGAUUGGAAGGAGGUGUUGUCGGUUGGGAUGCAUAUGAAUUGUUCAAGGUCGGCGAACAAGAUUCCAACAUGGCCAGAGACUCCUUCAAGACAUUUAUCCCGUUGAGCGUCGACAACAGGGCCCGUACCGAAAUUAUCUUCCAAUUCUUCGAUUUACUCUCGGCAGUCGCAGCACAUGGUAAAAUGAACGGUUUUGGAGGGCGAAAGCUUUCCCGCAUGGCGGCUUGGUGGGCAUUUGAACACGAUGACGGCGGGCAGGGCUUUGAAGGAGGAUACAAAUCGUGGUUAAAGGCAGCCGAUGCGACGAGCCAUCUGUUCUUCGCCUAUCUCCGUUGUCUAGCCCCCCUUCCGACUCUAGGCGCCAUCUCGACCCUUCCCCUAUCACUACAAAAGCUUUUGCAGGAAACCGAAUACCCACCACAGCGACCGGCCUUGUUGCAAUCGUCAACUCACAAGGUCGCCAUGAUUGUCGAGACAGUAUCGCCAACACCAUUCGCCCUUCUCCGACGAGCAAACCACUUUCAGUAUCGCGAGGAGGACAAGGCACUACGAGAGUGGUCCGAGUACGAUGACCCAGUCCAGGCCUUGACUGAGGAGUGUCGCAGAGUCCUUAAAGCAGUCUCUGCUGCAAAUCAGUCCCAGGCGGUCUCGAGCACAAAGCACUCGACUAGUCUUCGGGAUGCUUCGUGGUCAAGAUUCGAGGACAUGGGCUUCUCAGGCAGUAUCGAGGAGGAUUCCACCGACGAUGAAACUACCUUGGCUGCUAAACGCGAAAAGGCCAUCAAGGCGCAGAUUGCAGCUAACGCCGACAUGGGACGCCCCACAACCCCCUCAUGGGCCGACUUCCUGUCUUCAGGGUUCGACGACAAGAGUCACGGCUCGCACAAUAUUUUGCUUCCGCCUGACAAGAUUCUGCCGCCCAUUGAGACAACUGUCCGUCAAAAGAGCUCUGAAUCGCAUAAGCCCAGAUUCGAAGACGCCCUGCAGCCCGGUGAGCUUGCUAGCAUUACGAGAUUCGACCUCGAUGACGCUUUCUGGUGGGUAUGGAUGAGUAGUCUGGCGCCCGAGGAGACUCUAGAAAGGAAAGCGGCGUUUGGCCGUUGCGCGGUUAUCGAAACUCUCAUUCGUGCUGGGCGCUGGCUGGUCAUGGAGGAAAUUGUCAAAGGGGCUGCGCCUGAGGUUGUUGAGGGUGCGUAUAUCGCUGAAAAAAAGGGUCUUUUCAGCUGGACUCGCCGUAACAAGAAUCUCACCAGAAGGAAAUCGACAUCUGGCAAAAAUGCUCUGGAAAAGCCUGAUGGCAACCUGAAGGCAAGCCACACCACUGGUUCUCUUGGUAUCAGCAAGACAAGCGUCGGACCGGAUCAGCAGGCCAAGAUUCAGGCUGCUGCCUACCAACUUCAGAUGCAGGAGAAGCAGAAGUCGCAACCUCAGAUUGUCCAAAGACGCGGACGCAAUGACGCGGAAGUUAUGGCGGAGAAGACAAACAGUGUCUUUACCCUUCAGCCAAGCAUUUUGAACGCCGCAUCGCCAGCUGUCCAGUGGGCCAAUAAGUACGACCAGGACCGUGACGCAAUUCGUGAGGCCUACUUGGCUGACUCGAACGCUGGCCGCGGUACUUACGGCUCUUCUUACGCUUCUAGCCUUGGUCAGAGCUCGACAAUGGAGAUUUCCCAAGCUGCGCCUGAACUGCCACCAAAGUCGGCAGCUCAAAUGGCUGUCCAGUCCCCAAGGUCAGAUUCGCACCCAGAAUACAUCGGAACGCCAACCACCGUCAAGUCUGGAAAGGGACAGAUGAUGGAGAGGGCGGUUGAGGCUCCUCAUGAAGUUCAUCCCGCAGAACGCCAUUCGAAUGUCAGCCGGGAGACUCCGCUUGCUACGCCAACCAGGGAAUCCAAGAGCAUGGACCUGGUCCGCAAGAGCGUCGACUUUAUGCGUGAGACUAUGGCCUCUCCAGAGUACGUGGAUGACAAGAAGUCCAAGAAGCUUCACAAGGAGCCCAAGACUAGUGGAGGCGGUUUCAGGAAGCUGUUUGGUCGCGCUAAGAGGUCGUCAAAAAUUGCUGACAACACGCCUGAUCAACUCAAUGCCAUGAUUGCCGCGAACAACCAAAAUGCUCAACAUCGCAAGCCAGUCCCCCAACAGCCCAAGCCGGCUACCCCCGAGAAGCCUCCCAUGCAGCGAGAGGAGACUCAGUUUGUGACUCCCCGGGAGGAAGUCACUGACCCUCUGCCUGCUACUCACGCCGCUGAGCCUGUCCAGGCUGAACCUACUUAUGAGCAGCCCCAGCGGGAUGUCGAGGAGACUUCUCAGGUCAAUUCCUUCGAAGCCACCCCGCCUCAGGAGCACGUCAACCAGUUCAGCCAGGGUCCUUUGCGUGACCAGCCUGCCUUUGUCCCCGAUGAUGAUGAUGCUUCUGAAGAGAUUGUCGAGGAACAGCAAGCUGCUGCUGUCCCCGCUCCCAUGUCCGUCCCCGCUCCUACACCCGUUCACAUUCAAGAGCAGAAGCCCAUGAUGAGGGAGCGCCCCAUCUCCGAGAUGACUGUUUCUGAGACCUCGGGCUCCUCCAUCCCCAACAGCCCUGAGCCCGCCCCGGUCAGCCCCACUCCAUCGAACCCCCAGGAUCGCUGGGCCCAGAUUCGCAAGAACGCCGCUGAGCGUGCUGCACAGAGAUUGAAGGAGGAGAAGAUGAACGGCAAUGGACAGCCGCUCGAUGGUGCUAGGACACUUCAGCCGCCCAGAGCGAGGAUUGAGUUGGACGGCUAUAGCAGUACUGAGGAGACCAUCGAAUCCCGCGUAGCCCGCAUCAAGGCCCGCGUCGCCGAGCUCACCAACAACGCAGAGCAGAACGGUGGCAUCCCCCCUCCUCCUCGUCGGAACAUCCCCGUCUACACUCGUCGCUAGUUGCGGCCGUUUCAGCAGUGCAUUGAUUGCAGCGGAGAUGCCGCAAGGGACGUUGAUGAUGAUGACGAUGAUCAUGUUGAUGGGUGGUAAAGAUAGUCAUCAGUGUGGUAUGUGGUACGAUGUCGCUGGGCGAUUGUGUGUUGGAAAG
Molecule: messenger RNA, 3541 nt
Organism: Neurospora hispaniola
Lineage: Eukaryota; Fungi; Ascomycota; Sordariomycetes; Sordariales; Sordariaceae
Exons: 4
Coding region: 112-3393 (1093 amino acids)
Source: RefSeq, a predicted model, not a curated record